AAGCAUCACAUCGCCCAUGUUCUCUCUUGGCAUAUAAAAGCCGAUACUAUAAAGCCCGGUAUAUCCCACGAUCAUUGAUAUUGGUAUCGAUCGUCGCUCAGCCUGAAUUCCCCCUGCGUUGAAGUUGGGAUAUAUAUUCCCUUCUUCCAUUCAACUCCACUCUUGUCUAUCUCCAGAAGCCAAGCUUUCUCAUCACUAUCAACACCAGACACUAGGCACUAUGAUUCUCCCCAAAAGCACCCUCCUAACCCUCCUCCCCUUCUUCCUCGCCGCCCCCUCUCUCGCCGUCUCAGGCACCAAACAAACAACCCGCUACUGGGGCUGCUGCAAACCGUCCUGCUCCUGGUCAGGCAAGGCCUCCUUCAAGACCGGCCCCGUGCAGUCCUGUGACAAGAACGACAAUGUGCUCGCCAAUGUAGACACCAAGUCCGCCUGCGACAAUGGUGGUCCAGCCUUUAUGUGCUCCAAUGAGAGCCCAUGGGCCGUCUCGGACUCCCUGGCUUAUGGAUACGCCGCGGUGUCGAUAGCGGGUGGGACUGAGGCGAGCUGGUGCUGUGCCUACUACGAGUUGACGUUUACGAGUGACCCAGUGUCGGGGAAGAAGAUGAUCGUGCAGGCUACCAUACGGAUCUUGGUUAGAAUCACUUCGAUAUCGGCGUAUUUAUUCGUUUUCCUACUCACCCUUUUCCCCUUCUACUCCACUGGCCCUUCUCCCACUGGCCCUUCUCCACUGGCCCUUCUCCACUGGCCCUUCUCCACUGGCCCUUCUCCACCAUCCCCUUUGACCCUUCGCGCAGGGUGUCCCAAAACUAACACCCCCCAGAUGCUUCGGUAUCUUCAACGCCUGCCCCCCCAAUACAGCACUCCCUCCACCAGCUGGGGCGCCCAAUACGGCGGCAUCUCCUCACGCAGCCAGUGCGAUGCCUUCCCCGCAGCCCUCAAAGCUGGCUGCUACUGGCGCUUCGACUGGUUCCAGAACGCCGACAACCCCUCGGUUUGCACGUGAUAAAAAUCAGCGACCCUUGCUUAAAAUCGAUACCUGCCUCCAUCAAUACACUGGCGCUUCUACAACAAGGCUCACCUUUGAGUUCGUGGGUUUCCUAACACGAUAUACACAUUUACAGCCUACAUCAAAGGACUGAACCACAGUAUACAACUACAAUUCAUUCAACGCAUUGAAAUCACAGCAGUGUGAAAACUCCAGCAGUAAUGUCGUUAUUUUGACUAGAAAGGAGUCGGCAAGAGCGCAUCUUCCUUCCUACUCUUCUCGACUAUUGGGGUUUCGCAAUCUAUCGGACGGUUUACACUCCAGAGUCUGAUUUGUUGUGGGAAGGCGCAAUUGCAAAGUUGGAUGAAUAUGUGAUCAAUUCUAUCUGGAGAUGCAUGUGGAUUAGGAACCUAGAGGUGGGCGAGGGAGAGGACCCGCUCGAUCCCGAACCAACUCGCGAAGUCUGCGCGUGAUAUCGGAACAUUAUCAUGAGCGAUAGGGAGAAGUAUGAUAGGGCGUCGAUCGAUGAGGUUGCAGACCACUUCACCGACUGGGCUAAUGAUCCCAACAAUGACCAGAGUGGAAACUUCAACAUGAACGUUUGUCUUCUAAUUGACGAGGAGGUUUAAGAGAUGCACCGCCGGCAACGACGGAAGUGAGAACAACGGAAAUCGCCGAUCAGAAUGUGUGUAUUAAGGUCAUCGAUACUCUUUUUGACCCUGACGACAUGAGCGAGUGUGACCCUAGAUACAGAGGCUGGGCACUAGCAAGGCUAAACCUGCUCUGUCAUCUUUACUCUCUUGUGUAUACUGGAGACUAUCCUUUAAGCCUACAGGUUUUGAAUAAUCGCAUCAAAUUCGAAGGGGGGGUCUAGUGGUGGAUAGACUAGGAUUAUAUGACCCUGUCAGAUCCGCCACAGAUCUAAGAGACAUUGCCUGCACAGGCCAUAGUACACCCUGUACUGAUGGCGCCUGUCGUUUGAAUGGCAUUGCCACAGAAACACUGCUAGGCAUACUCAACGCCUGAAUAUAUGUAACUAGCGGUUCUACAAGCAUUCCGACAUAGGUCAACCGUCAUGAUUGUGCCCUCAUUCGCAAUGGAGUAUCUAUUCACUAGCGUGCGAGCCGUCGCUGAAUCUGAGAAACAACCAACAUAUCUAGACUGCGGUCUAGUUAAUAUGGUUAUGCGACUUGAACCUCCGCAGAAGUGGAUGCGAUAUGACAUGCGCUGGUAACGACAAGCGCACGCACUAGCGCCGUUGAUAGAGUUAUCACAAUAGGAUUCCGAUUUGUACUCAACGCCGGAAAUUAAUUUGAUAGCCAGCUCUCUCGCAUGCGCUUUCGCAAACUUGGUGUGUCAUUAUUGUUGUUUCAUUUGGAACAGCAACGCGGUUUCUCAAAGUACGUGAUGUAGAAGAGUCGACAUAACAUCCAACAGUCGCAUCAUCGCCGAUUGAGUAGACGUUGAUCCUGUCACUGCCACCACACAUCUCUGCAGUGUUUGCUAGGCAUGGACUGCUACGGCCUGAUGUCGCGGGGCUAUUAUUCAGUAUGGAGUUAGCGCACCAACAUUGGUGAGCGUAUUCGAGGCCGGCGAAAGUAUAUCCACUCGAUCGUGUUUGCUAACAAAGCUCAACUGUCAUCGUAGUGUCUUGGUUCGGAAGUGCAAUUUGAUUCGCCAGACUUCGUGAAGCAGUAACAUCUACAUAGCACCCAAGGGAGGUCUAGAAUUGGAACACUAGAGGGCUUGAUACACAGACAGAGUAUCCGACUGAGAGAUUGUCGCAGACAGUAUUAAGAUAACCGUUCCAGAUGACUAAUUGUGACUGUGAGAUUCCGUACGCAGAAUUAAUUGUGGCGCACGUAUCUCCAUUCUUAACGGUAUACCAAGAAUUGCACUGAGGCGUUGUACUGGUCUGAGCAGGGGCAGCUGGAUAUAUAGUUGCGCCAAUAACAGUAACGGCUGGGGAAGUUGUUGAGCUGGUUAUAAUUGUAGUAUGAGAG
Pseudogymnoascus destructans is the source of this 2991-nucleotide messenger RNA. RefSeq lists its product as uncharacterized. The record is from RefSeq and is a predicted model, not a curated record. The transcript has a single exon. Gene Ontology annotation, molecular function: cellulase activity. Lineage: Eukaryota; Fungi; Ascomycota; Leotiomycetes; Thelebolales; Thelebolaceae. Bases 221 to 1006 code for a protein of 261 amino acids. Gene Ontology annotation, biological process: carbohydrate metabolic process.